AGGUGCCCUUGACACAAGAAACGUAGCUUACUGAACAUUCCAAUAAGGAUGGAUAGAGAUAAAAAUCCCAAGAAUGAAGAAGAUGAAAGUACAGACACUAAAGCAACAAGAGAUUUCAGAAAUUCUAUUCAAAAUGCAGAAUGUGAGGCCUUAUCUGAUCUGAAAUCAGACCUUUCCCCAGAGGAAGCACAUGGAGAUCUUGAGAAGACAGAAGAGAAUGGAAUAAACAAAAGAGGAUUUUCUGAAUCUUCAAAUUCUUUAAAUGCUGAUGUGGAUAAAAAUAGAAAUGAGCAUUUCCCAAAACGAAUAAAGCUGGAUGUCUCAGAAUACCUUAAAGCAGAGGAGAAUUAUCUUCAGAGUUCAGUUACAGCAGUGGGAAUCACUGUAGAUAGUGUACAGAAGCCCUUAGUGAAUGAAUUCCCAUGUCUUCCAAAUUUAUUGUCUUCUAAUUGUGACCUCAGUGUUGCUGAUCAAGCAGCUCCAAAAAUACAUGCAGAUAAAAAGUACAUGGAAAAUGUUGUUUCUCUUGAUCCUAAAAAUGUAUCUUCUCUUCACUUGGAAGAAAUCAGUGUUAGUUGUACAGUAGGAGAUGUAGAUUCAGUUUUUAAAUGUAAAAUAUGUGAUCAGUUGUUUUCUACUUGUUCUGAUCUGGAAAAACAUUCUGAAAGUCAUGUAAAACAUUCUAAAGAGCUUAUCUGCCACCAAUGUAGCCACAAAGCAGAGAACAGUUCAUCCUUACAUGCACAUAUCAAACAAACACAUGGGCAACAAAGUAUCUUUUGUUGUGAUCUUUGUGGUUUUCAGUGUGUUGAAGAAAAUCUUUUGGAUGCUCAUUACCUUGGCAAGACACACCUCCGACGUCAGAACCUUGCUGCUCGUGGGGGAUUUGUCCAGAUACUGACAAAAAAAUCAUUUUGUAAAAAACAGUAUACAACAGACACAGAAAAGACAGUGAGAGCAAAACCUAGAGCUCGUAAGUCGAGAAGUAAGAAUGCUGAUUCACGACGAUUAAGAAAUACUCAAAAUAAACUUCAGGUUUUGAAAGAAAGCCUUUCUAAACCAAGUGGUGACAAUGAGCUUUUUGUUGAAAUGAUACCAUCUAAAAAUAUUUCCACAGAAAACCUGAAGAGUUGUGAAGAAGAAAAAGUUAUUUCACUUAGUGUAGAGAGAAAUAUUGAAGGCCAGGAAAAAAAUCUAGGUCCAUUAGUAACUUCAGAAGAUCUUUUAGAUAAAUUAGAACCUAAGAAUGACCUACGGACAGUUCAUAGUAUUAAUACAGUGAGGAGACUGGAAAGAAAAAGACCCGAACGAAGUGUUUUAAUGUUAAGCUCUGGCUUUAGACGAAGAAGUGGAUCUUUUACCUUAAAAAGUCAGGCAAAGAAAAGACUUAGUCUUUUGGGAAUUAGCAAAAAAGGCAAAAAUGAAGCACACAGGAUGUUUAUGAAACACCUAAGAACUCAGAUGAAGCCAAAUGAUGCAAAGUCAACAGCUAAGCAAUUAGAAACUAAUAAUGAUGUCAACAGUUUGUGUAUGACUACCUCAGAAACCCAGGAAUUUAUGCAAACUAAGACAAAAUCUCACCCUCUAUCCUCUACAGAACUUGACUCUUUGGUAAUGGAGCCACUUUCUGGUCACCAAAUGUUAUGUACUUGUACCUACUGUGGCCAUACCUCUGCAAACAGGAAUAAUUUGGAAAUACAUAUGAAGAGAUGCCAUGGAAGAGAGGUAAAAUUUCACUGUCAGACCUGUGAUUAUUCUGGUUUGUCACAGGGAGACUUAGACAGACACUUGAAGAAUAACCAGCAUCAGGCGGCUGAAUGUAUAUUUAGUUGUCAGUGUUGUUCAUUUAUUUCUGUGAAUGAAAUAAAUCUUAGAGACCACAUGAAGGAAGAGCACAAUCUGAAUUUUGCUUGUUCUCAUUGUAAUCUAUUCUUCCUGUCUGGCAAAGACUUGGCAGACCAUGAAACCACUGAGCAACAUACGAAUUUAUCAGUGCAUUCAAAGAGUUCUCAAUCAGCUAGCAAUGCUUUGACUUUACAAACUAAAACUUCAAUUACUUCUGAAUUAAGUGAUAAUAGAAAAGACUCUAUUGAUAAAACAGAAAAAGCUUUUCAGGAGGAUGUCCAUAAACUCUCUAAAUUGAGCCAUGGAAGUGAAAUAAAGCAUUCUACCUUGACUAAGCCCCAGUUUCAAUGUAAGAAGUGUUUUUAUAAAACAAGGUCUUCUACAGUUCUUACAAGACAUAUAAAGCUUCGGCAUGCUCAAGACUAUCACUUUCUAUGCAAAGCAUGUAAUCUCUAUUCCUUGAGCAAAGAAGGAAUGGAGAAACACAUUAAAAGAAGCAAGCAUCUUGAAAAUGCUAGAAAAAAUAACAUUGGUUUACGUUUUGAAGAAUGUAUUGAAAGGGUUUGUAUAGGUGCAAGUGAUAAAAAAGAUGAGGCUAAUAUUUCUGGGAAUGGAACAGCUGAGGGAAAUAUGGAAAGUAUGCAAUUACAGACAUCAUCCUGUUUUGAGGCAAAAAUGUCAACUAAUAAAGAACAGUCUAGUGAAAUCACCAAAGAUGGUGAGUUAGCUUUUGCCAAUACCCCAAAGAGAGGAAGACCUAAAGGGAGUAUUUCAAGGACAUGUUCUCAUUGUGGUCUUUUGGCUUCUAGUAUUACAAACUUGACAGUUCAUAUUAGACGGAAACAUAGUCACCAAUAUAGUUAUUUAUGUAAAGUAUGUAAUUACUACACUGUAACUAAGGGAGAUAUGGAACGCCACUGUGCCACCAAGAAACAUAAAGGACGUGUAGAAGUAGACGCAAAUGGAAAGCAAGGGUCAGAUAUUAUUGUUUGCCCUGAAGAGAGUGAUCUUGAGGCUUCUAGGAAAAUGACUGCCAGCCCAGUAGGUCCUUUAGAUGGAAAUGUUGAUAGUGGUAAUGAGUCAGUUGAAUUGGGUAAUGCCAACUUUGAAAAAUUGUCAAUAGAACAUGGAAAAAGAGUUGAAGUAGAAGUUGAAAAUGCCCUUCAUUCUUUAGGUCAACAGGGGAAUGAGUGUCUUACUGACGAAAAGGAGUCAAUCCCUCACAAAUCAGAGGACCUAAUUCAGGAGGUUGAGAAGAGUGCUACAGUUACAAGUGAUAACAAAUGUAUACAUUGUGAGUUUGUUGCUCACUCUUCUGCUUCUUUAGAACUCCAUGUAAAACGGAAACAUACAAAAGAAUUUGAAUAUUAUUGCAUGGCAUGUGACUACUAUGCAGUUACUCGCCGGGAAAUGACAAGGCAUGCAGCGACAGAGAAACAUAAAAUUAAAAGACAGUCUUAUGUUAGUUGUUCUUCUGGUGAUGAGGGAAAUGCCACAGAUAUUUCUAAAAAAAUCAUUGUCUUGCAUGAACAAGAACAAGAGCAAGAUUCUAAAGAACUACAAAUAAAUUCUGACCAAGCAGGAUAUACCCUUGAUAUAAGUGAAUCAGAUGUGGCUAAACCUAGAAGAACUGAUGAUUGUCUUCUCUUAGAUGAGAAUAUCAAUGUAGACAUUUCCAAUGUAAUCUGUAAUCCUGAUUCAGUAGAGGUUGAGACUAGGGGAGAAUAUGACCUUAAAGAAGAUCAUUCUAUUGUUGAGGCAUUCCAUCAACCCCUUGCCAAAGAUAAAGUUUUGAAAUCUGAGGAGAUGGUACCCUCUAAAGAAAGCUCUGCUAAUGACUCACCCAAAAUAUAUCAAAACCCAAAUCAAGGAAGUCUGGAUUUAAAUUGUGAGAUAGUAAAGAAAAACCAAGGUGUAACAAAUGAUGUGAGUGGUCCAGAUAUUCAUUGUCAGAAAACUGAGGAGAAUUUGAGUGAAAAUGGAGGAAAAAUUGAUGGUGAACAGGCAAGUACUGCAUCUCUAGAUGGAGGACAUCAAACUGAAAGUAAUCCUUCAAUUGUCCUAAGAGAAGCCACUGAGCAGUCCAACCUUGGUGAAGACAAAGUUGAAAACAUUAAUAGUUCUGAGGAUGGCAAAAGCUUGCAAGAAGAAUCUGUUGUGAAAGAACCACUUAUGGAUUCGCAGUAUGAAAACGAAAUCAUUUUGGAAGGGGAAUGCCCAGAACCUAACACACAAGAAUAUAAUGAAACUUUUGAAACUAUUGGUAUUGACGAUAAAGGAAGGUCCAUGUAUACCUUUGACCAGUUUGAUUCUUCUAUUGUAAGAAUAAAGAACCAUGAGGAUGAUGACCCAGCAGAGCAAUCUGAGGAGAGUUUGAUAGCUGGAGUGAAAAUCAAUGAGUUACCUUUCAAAGACCCUAUACAAGGUUUAAAAAGGAAAAAACCUGAAGGAAAUUCCCUUAUUGAAUCCACUCGUAUACGUUGUGAUGACUGUGGCUUUUUAGCAGAUGGUUUGAGUGGACUAAAUGUUCACAUAGCUAUGAAGCAUCCUUCAAAGGAGAAACAUUUUCAUUGCUUAUUAUGUGGAAAAUCAUUUUAUACAGAAAGUAAUCUCCACCAGCAUUUGGCUAGUGCUGGUCAUAUGAGAAAUGAACAGGCCAGUGUGGAAGAGCUUCCAGAAGGAGGAGCCACUUUUAAAUGUGUCAAGUGCACAGAGCCCUUUGAUUCUGAGCAGAAUUUAUUCCUUCACAUUAAAGGACAACAUGAAGAAUUGCUUCGGGAAGUGAAUAAAUAUAUAGUGGAAGACACUGAGCAAAUCAACCGUGAGAGAGAAGAGAAUCAGGGAAAUGUUUGCAAGUAUUGUGGAAAGAUGUGUCGAAGUAGCAAUUCCAUGGCAUUUCUAGCACAUAUUCGUACUCAUACAGGAUCAAAGCCAUUCAAGUGCAAGAUUUGCCACUUUGCAACAGCUCAGCUUGGAGAUGCCAGGAACCACGUCAAGAGGCACCUUGGGAUGAGGGAAUACAAGUGUCAUGUCUGUGGGGUUGCCUUUGUGAUGAAGAAGCAUUUAAAUACUCAUCUACUAGGCAAGCAUGGAGUUGGUACACCAAAAGAAAGGAAAUUUACAUGCCACUUAUGUGAUCGAAGUUUUACAGAGAAGUGGGCCCUAAACAACCACAUGAAACUCCACACAGGAGAAAAACCAUUUAAAUGUACCUGGCCCACUUGCCAUUAUUCAUUCCUCACAGCCUCCGCUAUGAAAGACCACUACAGAACUCAUACAGGCGAGAAGUCAUUCCUGUGUGACCUUUGUGGCUUUGCCGGUGGGACGCGGCAUGCCCUCACCAAGCAUCGGAGGCAGCACACAGGAGAGAAACCAUUCAAAUGCGAUGAGUGUAACUUUGCCUCCACAACUCAGUCACAUCUGACUCGACAUAAACGGGUUCAUACAGGAGAAAAACCCUACAGAUGUCCCUGGUGUGAUUACAGAUCAAAUUGUGCAGAAAAUAUCCGCAAGCAUAUUUUACAUACCGGUAAACAUGAAGGAGUCAAGAUGUACAACUGCCCCAAAUGUGACUAUGGAACAAAUAUUCCUGUGGAAUUCCGUAACCACUUGAAAGAACAGCACCCUGAUAUUGAAAACCCUGACCUGGCUUACUUACAUGCUGGAAUUGUCUCCAAGUCCUAUGAAUGCCGCCUAAAGGGACAGGGAGCAACCUUUGUGGAAACAGACAGUCCUUUCACUGCAGCUGCCCUGGCAGAAGGGUCUCCAGUCAAAGAAAAGUCCCUUAGAAGCAGCAAGAGGCAAGCACAGUCAGCCGAGCAAGUACAGCAAGUCAUCAUUAUUCAAGGCUACAAUGGUGACUUUGCAAUUGAUGCCUCCGUGGAGGAAACUGCAGCCGCCACCCUCCAGACUUUGGCAAUGGCUGGCCAAGUGGCAAGGGUGGUUCAUAUUACAGAAGAUGGGCAGGUCAUCGCCACAAGUCAAAAUGGGUCCCACGUGGGCAGCGUAGUACCAGGACAGAUUCUCACCGAGCAGUUAGCAGAUGGCGCCACACAAGUGGUGGUUGUAGAAGGCUCGGUGGGAGGCACCGAAGUGGGAGAAUCUGCUGACUCUGAUGGUGCUGUGAUGCAGCAAGUGAUGAAGCAGGAAAUCUUAGAUAUUGCUGAGGCUUCAGCACCUCCUUCUGACUCAUCUUCUGCACUUGAUGCAUUGCUUUGUGCUGUCACUGAACUAGGAGAAGCAGAAAAUAGGACUGGACCCCAGGAGAGAACUAGGUCUGGUCAUAAAGAUGUCUUGAUACAGAUGCCCAGUCAUGAGGCAUCCAGCGUUCCUGCUGAGCCUGAAACGCAAGAAAUACAGAUGUUUCAUGAGAUUCAGGAAAGUCCCUCAGACGUAGAACCUAUGGAAGUAGUGACCCAGGUCAUGCGCCCAUCAACCAUCAUCGCAUCUCAGGAGCGAGCACAGGUUGCCUUUAAAAAGAUGGUUCAGGGAGUACUCCAAUUUGCUGUCUGUGACACAGCAGCAGCAGACCAGCUGAUGAAAGAGGGUGUCACUCAGGUCAUUGUCAAUCAGGAAGGAACCGUUCAUAUGGUGGCCAGGGAAGGGUCUCAGAUCAUAAUGCAAGAAGCAGGGAGUCAUGCCCUGAGCAUGCAAGGAGAACACGUGGAUCUGGUUGAAUCUGAAGGGGAGAUCUCACAAAUCAUUGUGACUGAAGAACUAGCCCAAGCCAUGGUCCAAGACUCCAGUGGCAGCUUCACAGAAGGCACCACGCAUUAUAUCGUCACUGAAUUGCCCCAGGAGGUGCAGGAUGAACCGGGUGUGUACUCCCACACUGUGAUUGAGGCCACUGACUCUCAGGAGGUUUUGCAGGCUGACACUACUCUAAAUGCUGAAGCCUCGGCCCCUGAUGGUACAGGGGAGCAGUUAACAAGCAUGGUCAUUUACACACAGGGCGGCUCCCCAACUGCAGCAGUAAUUCAGAGCCAAAGAGAAAGGAAUGAACUUCAAGAGCUGCAGGAAGCAUGAAACCCUGCAUUUUGUAAGUUUGAACCACAGAGAAGUAACAGACGUGGGUAGGCACUACUUUCCUUGAACUUCACUUGUAAAGCCUUCCAAAUAAUGAUGGCAUUGCUCCAUCCGGGUACCAAAUAUGCAGUUGCUGUGAGGUUAAUGUCAGCUCCUGUGACAGGUCUCACCAUCCGCUUCACAAGCUGAAGAAUUCUGCCCACAUUGCAGAGUGGGAUUCAGAAAGUUGAACAGGCAGACUAGGUUGCGAAAUGGAAAAAAAAAAUCGCCAAAAAGAAAUCUGAUGGGUUUGUUGUUCUUUGUUUGGGUUGUACCCUUUUGUUGCAAUAUGGCUCCCUGAUUUGAUCCCCCAUUUCUUGUCCACUUGUUGUUUCUAAGAAGAUACUCACUUGUUUCUGACUUCUAAAAAAUGUUGUUUUUUUUUUUUCCCCAUUCCACUUUUUAAAAUAUUUUCCCUUGAGAAGGAAAACCAGAAAACUAUGCCUUUUGACUUAAGACAUUUCUGCUCUUAUAGUCUGGCAUGCUUACUAUUUUUAACAACAUUUUAUACAAUUGGUUAAAAUUAGCAGCUACAUUUAUUAUACUUUAUAAACAGUAAAACUUUCAUUUAGUUUCCUGAAAGUUUAGGAUCACAGUGCCCCCAAAUAAAGCAGGGAAGUAUAAGUUGGUUCACAUUUUACAUAUAAAGCCUCUCUCUUUGAACAUGCUUACUUAAUUCAUUGUUGUUCAUUGCAAAGAUUUCCUUUUAAGCGUAUGGUUAAGAAAACAGUGAACUAUGUAUUCAGUAAAACUAGACCUUGGUUUAGAAAGACCUGAUGCCUGUAAUUUUGACACCAUUUCAUACAUAGUCUGUAUAUGAAAUGUGCAUUCUGGGAAAUACUGUUCAUAUCAAUAUUUUGCCCUUUUAAAAAUGGUUCUUCAUAUAAAUAUCAUUUUGCAGGGUUUUUGUGAGUGACUUUGAAAUGUUGGGCUUUUAUGAAAAUUCUGACAUUGACAUUGCAAGUAGAAAAAAAUGACCUUGUAAUCUAUUGUUUUGAACCAGAAUGCCACUUAUUUGUGUUUAGAUGUGGACUUACAGCAACUGUUCAAUGCAAGUUCAUGUUCACAUAAUUUGUUCUUGAUUUAAUUGCUUUUAUUUCUUUAAAAAAAAAAAUUGUAAAAUAGCUCCUCCUCCUCAAUGCUAAGGUUGUUUUAAGGUUUGUUUUGGUUUUGAUUUGUUUGGGUUUUCUUUAAAAUAAAAUGAUAGCAUU
Molecule: messenger RNA, 8120 nt
Organism: Trichosurus vulpecula (common brushtail)
Lineage: Eukaryota; Metazoa; Chordata; Mammalia; Diprotodontia; Phalangeridae
Gene: ZNF407
Product: zinc finger protein 407
Exons: 8
Coding region: 49-6870 (2273 amino acids)
Biological process (GO): regulation of gene expression
Cellular component (GO): nucleus
Molecular function (GO): nucleic acid binding; zinc ion binding
Source: RefSeq, a predicted model, not a curated record